AACACAAAACUGAAAUUACGUCAUUACCCCUCCGGCUCUUCUCCUCUCUCUCUCUCUCCCCGGAACAUUAUCUCUCUCGGUCUUGGUCCAAAGUCUCUCUAGAAGCUCAAUCGAUGUCGUGUCCUAUCGACGCCAUCGCAUACAACGCCACGCGCUGCGCGUGCGGGAUCGGCCAGCUUCUAAACCGGAGCUCGGGAAGCUGCGAGAUCUUCGGCUGGCCGUCGACGAUCUCAACCGACAAAGACAUCAGCUACAAGGGAAUAUCCUUCGCGGAGACGCUCUUCGCCUUCGACAGGAUCAAGAAGGUCACGCAGUCUCAGGCCAUCUUCCUCGAAGCCACGUUCGUGUUGCUUCUCUCGUGGCUAGUCUUCUGCUUCUUCCUCAGAUUCACCAACCUCGGCGACGGUCGUAACGUCUGGUUCAAUCUCCGCUGGUGGAUUACUAGGCUCGAUGUCUUCUUCUCCACUAGGCAUUGGCUCGAUGAUCAGCAAGUUGUCAAGAAACGCAAGACGGAGCUAGGUGGAAUGUUCUCAGUUGCUAGCUGGAUUGUCUUCAUAGGACUGUUCGCUGCGUUGCUUUACCAAAUCCUAACCAAAAGAACCAUCGAAGUACACAACGUGAGAGCCACGGGUUCUCCAGACCUAAUCUCAUUCGAAAACGAUCUGGAGUUCAACAUCACCGCCGUCUCCGACAUGACCUGCUCCAACCUACGCGGUAUAGGGAACGUACUCACCGGCAAUCCAGGCUUCAGCGACCUCAAAGUAGCUUCUCUCUCAAGUCUCGGCAACUACACUUGCAGGAACACGACUUCAGGACCGACCGUGAACUUCAAGUGCGUCAGGUGCCGUCUCACCGACGACUACAUCUACAUCUCGUGGCACUUCGUCGACCUUCCUGGCUCCCCUGCAUCCGCGGUCGGGUUUCAGUUUAACUUCACUUCCAAGAACGGUGCUGACGACGAGAAUAAGCAUGUGAGUUUCGUUAGCGGCACGCUGAGAAACGGGAGCUUACUCGAUGAGAGACCGGUUACUUUCCGUGGGAACGAAGGGAACGUGUUGAAGUUUAAUCUGUUUCCGAGGAUCUACCAUCAUCUGAAGGAUCUUAAGCUUAUACAGCCUCUGUUCCAUGAGUUUAUCCCUGGCUCGGUUUACCGAGAGACUGCUCAGCUUCAGGCGUCUUUGGGGAGGUCAGCAGAUGGGAUGCUCAACACCACACUGUUUAUCAACUAUCUGUCUUCUUAUAUUGUUGAGAUCGACCGUGAAAAUAUACUCGGUCCUGUUAGCUUCCUUGCCGAUCUUGGUGGUUUGUAUUGCAUCAGUAUUGGCAUAUUUUUCUACAUACUAGUGCAGUGUGAGUACAGGAUCAAGAAGCUGCGACAUGAGGAUACAGUAUUCAGGAGGAUACGGAAACGUCGAAAAGCUCUUGACCAUUGGGAUAAACUGAGAAGAUAUGUUGCAUACACAUACGACUGCAGCAUAUUGGGUGAUGAUGCCAUCAGAACCAAAAAGUUGUCAUCGACCUUUUGUUUAGAGAAACCUUCAACAUCUCCUUCAGAAUGUGGAUCAUCAAGAACAAAAAUGCAGCAUUCUGCCAAGAAACCUGGCUUAAGUAUUGAGAAGAAUGUAACACCACAACCUGCAAGCCUAGAGAUGAGACCUUUAGAUUCAGCUUCUUCUUUGGCUCAUGGAGCUAUUACCUCAAAUAAGAUGAGUAUAAGCCAGUCUUCUCAUAGCAAUGGCGAUAUAAUCCCACCACCUCCUUCAAUGGAGUUCAGUGAAGGGUCUUGUAGUUCAGAAGUGGACGCAGUUGACAUUAAGAAGAAAUUUCAACUUCUCUAUGACUACAAUGUAUUGCUAAGGGAGAAACUUUUAGACACUCAGUCUUUGCUCAAUGCUUUGGGUGCCAAUGCACCAUCAUCAUCUUGAACCACAGAACACGGUGCUUAAAAAUCAUGAGGUAGUCUAACAAAUUAUUGUUUAAUUAUUGUUUGUAUUCUCUUUGUAACCUCCCCACUGUAUUCUCUUUGUAACCUCCCCAUACAUUACUGCUUGUUGUAGCUCUGUGAAUAUACCACAUUGCUAGUAGUAGUAGCAAAAUUAUCAUCAUUGAAAUUAACAAGAAAUGGGUUUCAUCA
This is a messenger RNA of Raphanus sativus (radish), 2134 nucleotides long. RefSeq lists its product as uncharacterized. The record is from RefSeq and is a predicted model, not a curated record. The transcript is spliced from 8 exons. NCBI's taxonomy places the organism in Eukaryota, Viridiplantae, Streptophyta, Magnoliopsida, Brassicales, Brassicaceae. The coding region runs from base 114 to 1925 and encodes 603 amino acids.